AUGGGAAUCGGCGAGAAUCCAACCUCGAGGGAAAUCCGAGACGAGGAAAUUCUAGGUCUCUUGGAGCGAGUCGUCGAGGAAGGUUCACCUAUUUUCGAGCUUCGAGUGGAUCCUUCACUGAAGAGCGUGCUCGACGGCAAAGAGGGCUUCCGAGUGGAGGGCAACUCGACUAAGAUUUUCAUAACAGGCACCGUCGGAUACGCCGCAGCGAAUGGUCUCAACUUCUACAUACGGAAAUUGCUCGGAGGGCAAUUCAGCUGGUCCGGGAAACGUAUACCUCUUCCGGAAAAAAUGCCCGCUCCCCAGAGAGCGCUGCUCGUAACUUUGCCCGACCAAGUUCGUUACUACGAGAACGUCUGCACUGCAUCAUACUCAUUCGUAUGGUGGCAGUGGCCUCGCUGGCAAAGAGAGAUUGACUGGAUGGCCAUGAACGGCAUAAAUCUACCGCUUGCAUUCAGCGGUCAGGAAAUCGUGGCCGCCGAAGUUUUCAAGACGUUCGGCUGCAACGACACCGAUCUCGCUACAUUUUUCUCUGGACCCGCGUUCCUCUCCUGGAAUCGUAUGGGCAACUUGAGAGGUUUCGGCGGUCCUCUGCCGUCAAGCUGGCAGCUACAACAACAGCUGCUUCAAAAGAUGAUCCUUCGGAGGAUGAGGGAUUUCGGUAUGACUCCCGUAGUCCCAGGCUUCAACGGCUUCGUGCCUCGAGCUUUUGAGCGCCUCCACCCAGCAGUGAGCUGGAGUCGAGCCUCGAGGUGGAACAAUUUUCCCGACGAGUACGCCAUGCUCACGUUCUUGGCACCCACCGAAUCAUUUUUCCUCAACGUGUCAUCACUGUACAUCACCAUGUAUAGAUCCAUAUACGGCAGUGACCACCUCUACAGCGUGGAUCUUUUCAACGAAGAAACGCCGGACACAAACGAUCCGGCGGCCUUGGCUGAAAUGAGCUCGAACGUCUACGAAUCCAUAGCGAAGGCAGAUCCCAAAGGGAUCUGGGUUAUGCAGGGAUGGCUUUUCGUCCAUGGCGGGGAUUAUUGGAAUCAUGAUCGAGUCAAGGCAUUUCUCGGAGGGCCACCUCUCGGAAAAAUGAUAGUCCUAGACCUUUUCUCGGAACAAUCACCUCAAUUUCCAAGGUUUUCCAACUAUUUUGGACAACCGUUCAUUUGGUGCAUGCUCCACAACUACGGAGGCGUGAGUGGACUCUUCGGGAACCUCGAAUGGAUCAACAGCGAACCGUUGAACGUCCGUCGAUCCGUUCCCAACAUGAUCGGCAUCGGAAUUGCACCCGAAGGAACAGGACAAAAUGAAGUAAUCUACGAGUUCAUGGCGGAGAAUUCUUACCGGGAUUCGUCUGAAAACGUUUCACUGUGGCUGCAAAACUACGUUGGAGCCCGGUAUGGGCUCAGCGAUCCCCAUCUGGAAAACGCAUGGGAGCUCUUGCGAAAAAGCGUGUACAGUUUGACCAGCAAAAGUAUAGAAAACCACGGGAAUUACAUCCUCACCCAUCGACCGAAGCUGAAUUCAACGCCGCUCAUAUGGUACAAUGGCAGCGAUGUCAUCGGAGCAGCAACGGAACUUAUCCGAGGGGCGACCCUCCAUCGGGAACUCUGUCAUGAGAGAUUGUUCCACCAGGAUCUUGUUGACGUGGUCCGUCAAGCCUUGCAGGUGAGAGUCUCCGACGAGUACUUGCAGAUGAUGUCCCACUUCAAAGCAAAUAGCCUCAUCGACUUCGAAGAACACUCUCGGCGCCUCCUUCACUGCAUUCGCGUCCUCGACAAAGUGCUGUCAACUGACCCCAACUUUCUGCUCGGAUCGUGGUUACGAGAUUCAAGGGAAUCAGCCGGGCUGGAUCGCGAUCUGCAGGACCAAUUCGAAUUCAAUGCAAGAAACCAGAUUACAAGGUGGGGUCCCAACGGGGAAAUCGUGGACUACGCUUCAAAAAUGUGGAACGGCCUCGUACGUGACUAUUUUGGAAAGCGCUGGCAAGUUUUCGUGGACGCUUUGAAUCAUUCUCUUCGAACUGGGACGAGAGUGGACGAAAGACAACUGGAACACACUAUUAUUAGAGAGGUGGAACUCCCUUUCACCGAGAGCAGAAGGAAGUAUCCUCACACCGCAAGCGGAAAUGUGUGUCGACUCCGGCAGUGGAUUCAGCGCGCUCUCCACCCAAUCUAGGCAAUCUUCCCAAUGGAAUCGCUUCGCUGCCCCAGGGAGGCGGUCCACAGAGCAUCCAUGGCACUCGAAUAUAUCAUUUCCAUCCCAGAAGAGCAGAAAGAACUCGCAAGCA
Messenger RNA from Galendromus occidentalis (western predatory mite), 2284 nucleotides. It is a transcript of the gene Naglu, whose product is annotated as N-acetyl-alpha-glucosaminidase. The coding region runs from base 1 to 2172 and encodes 723 amino acids. The transcript has 17 exons. The record is from RefSeq and is a predicted model, not a curated record. Lineage: Eukaryota; Metazoa; Arthropoda; Arachnida; Mesostigmata; Phytoseiidae.